Molecule: messenger RNA, 4870 nt
Organism: Amphiprion ocellaris (clown anemonefish)
Lineage: Eukaryota; Metazoa; Chordata; Actinopteri; Pomacentridae
Gene: glra2
Product: glycine receptor, alpha 2
Exons: 9
Coding region: 2214-3422 (402 amino acids)
Biological process (GO): signal transduction; nervous system process; chemical synaptic transmission
Cellular component (GO): plasma membrane; neuron projection; synapse
Molecular function (GO): glycine binding; transmitter-gated monoatomic ion channel activity; chloride channel activity
Source: RefSeq, a predicted model, not a curated record
CAUAUUUCAUGGAGACAAACAAUUUCAGAGUUGUGGACGCCAAGGAGCACGAUUCCAGAUCAUCCUCCAACCUGUCUCCAUCCGACUUUCUGGACUCACUCAUGGGUCGCACGUCCGGGUAUGAUGCACGCAUUAGACCGAAUUUUAAAGGUUUGUUUGUCAAUAUCUUCUAGAAAUCUGAACACUUCACUUCCCAUCUUUAAAAAGUAUAAUUAGCCACAAAACUGUCACCGAAUGCAGCUGAAGUACAUUUUUACUCAUGUAGAGAUCCUCUGUUAUCUGUUGCCAGGAUACUGUGCUGUCAUUCCUUUCAUAAGAACAAUAAUUCACUUAAGUUAACAUGAUGGCCCUGGCUUGAAAUAAAUCGUGAACUAACCCCUCAUCAUAACACUGCAUGCUUUGUUUUCAUUCUUGUGAAACUGUGCCAAAUAGAAUCUUAGUUUAAUAAGCAUUUAUAAAACAAGGUGAUAGGGGGGGAGCUUGUCAGGAAGUCAGAUUGGUUCUCACAGCAGACAGGGAUGCCACCAUGACAGGACAGAUGAUGGAUGGUGGCCCCGUGGCAAGGCUGCAGGCUACUGACUUCCUCUGUUGUCGCUGCUGUGAUGCUGAGGACAGACACAGCAUCUGUCACUGGUACAGAGCUGAGUGAGAAGAGGCUGCCGGCCCGCUGGGGGCUCCAGGCCGGGUCAGGUGGGCUGGGAUUUGUUGGGGGUUUGGGGACUCCGGUAGCUAAAGCAGCCUGUAAGUGGACCGACGGGCAGGAUUCAGAAACACAUGGCCCAGAUCUUUACUCUUCAUUUGGAAAUGUUCAGAUUACUGAGAUGAGACAGCCUGUUUAACACCUGCUUGAAUUCUAAAAGGAGGGAUGAUGCAUUGUUUCCGGCUAAUAAAAAGAGGAUUUUAAAAUUAAUGUUGCAGGUUUUAUUCUUUUAAGAGCAAAUCCAGAAUUACAAUCACCUUGACCACACGCAUAUUCUCAUCUUACAGCUUGAGAACAAACACUUUUGCAAGAACCCACUCCAGCGUAAACAGAGGCUUUUUCGUUGUGAACCUGCUUGUCAUACUUUGAAGAGCGUUGAACUGUAUUUCUGAUAGCUGACCUAGAUUUCCUUUGCUGAGUUUGUUGUGAGGAGGCACUGCCUUAUUUUUUUUUCCUGCUUCAGCUGUUAAAUGCAACUAGCUGACGACAAACUGAGGCAAAUAUUAAUACCGAGUGCCAUGCAAUAUUGAUGAGGAAAACACAGGGGAAGGGCACUGGGAAGGGCUUUACAACUUCACUUAUCAGAUAGAGAGAAAAGAUUUGCUGUGACUUUAAAUGGCAUUUUCCAGGCUUCGCAAAGAGAUUUCUGUUCAGGCUACUCUGUGCAGGAAAAAAAAUUACACUUUCAUUAGAGCAUGCUGGGUAGUUUUUACUAAGAGUGUUGGAGAGAACCUGCUCUGAUUUGGCACUGGGACCAGCAGAUUACUGGCGGGUAUUUUCACUAUCAAAUCAUCUGUGAAUUGUUUUCUUAAUUGAUUAGGAAUUAAUUGCUUGGCAGAAAAAAAAUGCAAGAAAAUAGUAUUAUGGUUAUUCCACAAGCUAGAUUUGAAUUAUUUUAUAUAAAUGGAGUGACAUUUUGUUUAAUAUCAUAGAAGGUGAAGCAAAUGCACCUUUCAGAAGCUGAAACCAGUGAUUUAAACAACUGAUCAGAAGAGUUGUCUUCAAUUUCCUGGGGAUUUCUGGUGAUCCAGUAAUUGAUUAAUCAGCUAAUCAGCGCAGCUCUAAAUUACCGUGUAUAUGUGUGUGCAUGCUUUAGCUCGAGUGUGCAUGUAUCCUGUGUUUACUGUGUCGGGAAAAUUGUGUUUACCAACAUUAAUACGGAAGACAUCACUGCAUAAAUUUAAAAAAAAAAUAAGCUGAUACAUCACUGUGACAUCAUGACUGAUUAUUAUAUUUAAUUAAAUUGGAGCUCCAAAGCCAAACUUGGGCUCUCCUAAUGUUCUGUGCCAUCUUCUGCAUGCAACAUGCCACCAUCCACUCCUAAAGCUUCCAUAAAUACUUGAAAACUACUGCUUUUUGUAUCAGUGCAUGUUUGCAUACAAAGUGAAACAGCAGCUUGGACGCCCAAAUUUUCUUCUCUUCCCCACAAGCCCAGUGAUGAUCUGUACGCUCUAAGGCUUUCUCCUGUCAUGUCAUUGUCAUUCCAUUUCACAGGUCCCCCUGUAAACGUUACAUGCAAUAUUUUUAUCAACAGUUUCGGCUCUGUCACAGAGACAACUAUGGUCCACCAGUUAAUGUUACCUGCAACAUAUUUAUCAACAGCUUUGGUUCUAUAGCAGAAACUACAAUGGACUACAGAGUGAACAUCUUCCUGCGGCAGAAGUGGAAUGACCCUCGGCUGGCGUACAGCAAAUACCCAGAUUCCUCCCUCGACCUGGAUCCGUCCAUGUUGGACUCCAUAUGGAAGCCCGACCUCUUCUUUGCCAAUGAGAAAGGAGCCAACUUCCAUGAUGUCACCACAGACAACAAGCUGCUGCGGAUCUUCAAGGAUGGGACUGUCCUCUAUAGUAUCAGGUUGACUCUCAUUCUGUCGUGUCCAAUGGAUCUGAAGAACUUUCCGAUGGACGUCCAAACUUGUACGAUGCAGCUGGAAAGUUUUGGAUACACUAUGAACGACUUGAUCUUUGAGUGGCUGGAGAACGGUGCAGUGCAGGUGUCAGAGGGACUCACCCUGCCUCAGUUCAUUAUGAGGGACGAGAAGGAGCUGGGCUACUGCACCAAGCACUACAACACUGGUAAAUUCACCUGCAUUGAGGUUAAAUUCCACCUGGAGCGGCAGAUGGGCUACUACCUGAUCCAGAUGUACAUUCCCUCCCUCCUCAUUGUCAUCCUCUCCUGGGUUUCUUUUUGGAUCAAUAUGGAUGCUGCUCCUGCCAGAGUGGCACUGGGCAUCACCACUGUGCUUACCAUGACCACCCAAAGCUCCGGCUCCAGAGCUUCUCUUCCAAAGGUCUCUUACGUGAAAGCCAUUGAUAUCUGGAUGGCUGUGUGUCUGCUCUUUGUAUUUGCUGCAUUGCUAGAAUAUGCUGGGGUUAAUUUUGUCUCCAGGCAACAGAAAGAGUUCCUUCGCCUGAGGCGGAGACAAAGGAGGAAUCAGAAGGAUGAGGAUAUGCGUGAAGGCCGCUUUAAUUUCGCCGGCUACAAUAUGAGUCAAUGUCUGCCAACAAAGGACGGCUCAGCUGUUAAGAACGCUGCUCCAGCGCCGAACCCUCAACCACCAGUCCCAAAGGACAUUGACACCAUGAGGAAAAAGUUUGUGGACAGAGCCAAGAGGAUAGACACAAUCUCCAGGGCUGCAUUUCCUCUGGCUUUCCUCAUCUUCAACGUCUUCUACUGGGUCACCUACAAGAUCAUCCGGCACGAGGACAUCCAUAAAAAAUAAAGACUCUACAACUCUCAACGAAUGACAUUCUAUUUUCCAUUUCUCAGAUUGAGAAAUGAUCAGAAAGCACAGAGAGAUGAGAUGAGUAAACUGUGCGUUGAGAGGCACCAUGGGGACGGCGGUGUUCUUUCAGGGAUUAUGUACAAUGUUCAUGCAUCACACAGUAAUGCUCAUGUUCUGACAAUGUGAACAGUUCUUGAGGCGCAGAUGCUUUAUUUGUUCUUGUACUGCUGCAUAAUAUUUUCUGGAGAAUCAAGGGGAAAACGGUUUUAACUCAAGACUUUGUAACAUGCUGGAGAAGACGGACCAAAUUUUUUUUUUUUCUUUUUUAAUCAGUUCUGCCUUGGCAUCUGUACAGCCAAGGGACAAAGUAACAUUCCAUGGAUUCUUAAUUGUAAGGUAGCUCAGUCAGACCCUCAAAGACUUUUUGUGAUUGCAAAAUUUCUUAUCAAGGAUGUUUUAUAGUGCACUGUUGUCAUGGCACUUCCUCUUUGUUUGUACAAAAUACAGCAGCAACUUCUAAGCUAUGUAAACAGUGUGCAUACAGAUGCACCGAACAUUAGGAAGCAGCAUACGUCUCAGGCAUGAGUGUGAAAAAAAAAGCAGAUGAAAAUCUGGAAUCGGAAAUUGGAUACUGCAUUUUUAUGAAAUACCUGAGGCCUUAGAUAUCAAAGAUUUGGUGACAUGAAGUGUUAUGCUUCUCUAUUUUUACAAGCAUCUCCUCUUGUUGAAUGGUCUGUCACAGCUGAAUGCACCCUUUGAGCUUUUCUACCUAUGGCCACACAUCCAAAGGUACUUCUUGAUGUUUUUUCCUUUAUCUUUAAGUCAGUUAUAAAAAAUAUAUAUUCAUGGACAACUGAUGUCACCGAAAAAAAUUGUAAGUUAUUUUUGAGAUGUUUCUAGUUUUGCUUUAAAUCUAAAGUAAUUUAUUAAAUUAACUGUCAUAUAUUUCACGGACAUCAUAAAAGUAUAAUGGUUAAUUUUGAGUGUAUAAGUAAAGCCCACAAACUGUGAACACGCACCACAUUAUUCAAUGUUGUCAUGAGCCCAUAUCCACAUGAAUUCAUUUAUAUUGCAGGUAAAUACUCCAGGUAUCUUAGGUAUGGUUUUAGAGGUUGAGACUACGUUUUUGUAGAUUUAGUCCAAUGAAAUAUUUAUUGUAUUGGGGGAAAGGUUAUGUUUAUAAAAUACUAUCUUUCUGUAUACUUCUUCAACUUCCGUUGUGGACUGUUUCUCUUCACUUGGUGUGUUUGAUGCUGGACGGUGACAUUUGUUUGUAGAUGAGCUCAACAGUGAAGGACAGAUGCAUAAUAUUCAUGGUACAGAGCAGCUAAUGGCCCUUGCACUCCUGACAUACUGUGGUGAAUAACUCUUUUCUUGAAUGCUAUUCAUGGAAAAAAAAGGUUAUUUACUGGCCUGUACAUCAAUAAAAUUGACUGUUCACCAUA